Messenger RNA from Caenorhabditis elegans, 1067 nucleotides. It is a transcript of the gene idpc-2, whose product is annotated as Intrinsically Disordered Protein, class C. Lineage: Eukaryota; Metazoa; Nematoda; Chromadorea; Rhabditida; Rhabditidae. The record is from RefSeq and is marked reviewed. The transcript has 3 exons. Bases 18 to 968 code for a protein of 316 amino acids.
CCUUUAUUCAGCCAAUCAUGCAUUCAGCCAUCGGACUACUUCUGGUCAUCGCAUCGGCUUCGCAAGCUCAAGUCUUAUCUCUAAACUGUGCUACUCCACCAUGUCCAGAGCCCAUGCCAGUGUGUGCUACUCCUCCGUGUCCACCUCAAUAUGCUCCACUUCCACCCCCACCAAUGCCUGCACCAGCUCCAGCUUACAACCCAUACCCAUGCGCCAAUCCUCCAUGCAUUGUUGUUGAGCCGAUGCCAGUUGCUCCACCAGCACCAGCUCCAGCAUACAAUCCAUAUCCAUGUGCUACUCCACCAUGCCCACUUCCAUACAUUCCUGAGCCAGUUGCUCCAGUCCCAGCUCCAGCUCCAGUUUACGAGCCAUAUGCAUGCGCUGCCCCACCAUGCCCACCACCGACUCCAGUCUAUGAGCCAUAUGCCUGUGCCGCUCCACCAUGCCCAGCUCCAGUUGCCCCUCAACCAGUGAUCCAACAUGUUCCAGUACCAGUCCCAGUUCAAGUUCCAGUCCCAAUCCGUGUUCCAGUCCCAGUUCCAGUCCCAACUCCAGUCUACCAACCAACAUACUGCGCUGUCCCACCAUGCCCAGCUCCAGCUGCCACUCCAGUCUACGCUCAACCAGCUCCAAGACCAAUGCCAGUCUAUGCUCCAGCUCCAGCCUGUGCUCAACCACCAUGCCCAGCUUACAACCCAUACGGAUACCAAGGAACUCCAGGAUAUGCUCCAGCUUACAACCCAUACUCAUAUGUGCUUAGAUCUCCAGUCGCUGCUGCUCCAGGAUAUGCUCAAGGAUACGCUCCAGCAUACGCUCAGGGAUACGCUCCAGCAUAUGCUCCAUCUUAUGCUCCAGCUUAUGCCCCAUCUCCAUUCAGAAGAGCCAUGUACCUUUUGGGAUCCAACAAGGGAAAGAAGGCCGCCGCCGCCGCCGCAGCUGCCACUGAAGAGAAGAAGAAGACUGCUUAAGGAUUUUUAGUGUCUCAAUAUCUGUACAUUUGCCAUAUUGCUAGUUAAUUGUAAUUUUAAGUAUUUGUUAAUUCAUUGAAAUAAACAAUUUCCUAAAUU